Poecile atricapillus (Black-capped chickadee) is the source of this 4855-nucleotide messenger RNA. RefSeq names its product hyaluronan synthase 2 (gene HAS2). Gene Ontology annotation, biological process: extracellular matrix assembly; hyaluronan biosynthetic process. The coding region runs from base 1141 to 2802 and encodes 553 amino acids. NCBI's taxonomy places the organism in Eukaryota, Metazoa, Chordata, Aves, Passeriformes, Paridae. The transcript has 4 exons. The record is from RefSeq and is a predicted model, not a curated record. Gene Ontology annotation, molecular function: hyaluronan synthase activity.
GUUUUUAAAUGGCCUAACAUGUUUCCUGGCUUGUUUUAAACACAAUAAGCAUGGGUAUGAAUAUCAGGGGGAGCUUUCUAGGGGUUUUACUACAACAAAUCUUCCCGAGAGUGAAUGGGUAAAGCAGGAUUGAAAACUGCUAAGUUCAUCCAUUCAUAGACACAAUUCCCUUAUUAAUAAAAACCAGCAGCAGCAAAAACUGUCCCAGCCGAAUAGUGGCUGUGGGAGGGACGAAUCCCACAGCCCGAGCCCAAGGAUGCAGGGAGUGGGGAAGGUGGGGGGUUCCCCCAACUGCGGGACAUGAAGAGGAAACCAGUUGGUGGCAACAUAUGUGUAUUGUAUUUCUCUGAAAAAAUUUGCAACUUGGCUAAUUAAAUUCCUGGCGCUGAACUGGUCCUUGGCUGAGAUCAUGGCAGGGAGGGUUGGGUUUUUUUUUUUUCCUCCUUACAGGAGUUCCCUCCUUCUUCCCAUCCUCCGCCUAUUAAAACAAGUCAAGUCUCCCUUGUUAAAAGACCCCAUAACGUGGAAGAGGCAGAAAAGCAGCAGCAGCAGCAGCAGGAAAGAAAAAGACGUCUGGAAAAUAUUACCCGUUUGCUGCUGCUGCUGCUGAGAAACCUCAUUGAAACAGUUACUCGGGCAGCAAGGUAUCACCAAAGAGACUUUAUCUGAUGCUGAUCUCUCAAACUUUCAGACGCUGCCUUACAACUUCUCCAGGCUCCUGGCUAGCCGGGUUUGAAAUAAGAUCUUCAGCUUCGACCACGAGAAACUAACUCCUAAUUUAUUAUUCCUAACUUUUUUAAUUAUUAUUAUUAUUAUUAUUUUAUUAUUAUUAUUAUUACUAUUAUUUGGGAAAAAAAAUCCCACAACUUUGAGCUAGAAACUGAAGCAGAGAAAGACAAAUACAUGAUAAUUGUGAAAACACGUGGGAGAAAAUGAGUAGGACUGAAUAGCCUUACACGAUUUUUUUUAUUAUUUUCAUUUUUAAUUAUUUUUUAUUUCUGAGCGUCUCAAAAAGUCCCUGAAAAGUGCGAUUUGUUCUUUUACCUCAAACUUGGAAACUAUUCAGCGGGAGCAACGGUACGUGAGACCACACAGUUGGCUGGAGCCCCUCUAUGACCAAAGGACAGAAGGACAAACAAGAUGUAUUGUGAGAGGUUUAUAUGUAUCCUGAGAAUACUUGGAACCACACUCUUUGGGGUGUCCCUCCUGCUAGGAAUCACCGCUGCUUACAUUGUGGGCUACCAGUUCAUCCAAACAGACAACUACUACUUCUCCUUUGGACUCUAUGGUGCUAUCCUGGCAUCACAUCUCAUCAUCCAAAGCCUGUUUGCCUACCUAGAGCACAGGAAAAUGAAACGGUCGCUAGAGACUCCAAUCAAACUGAACAAAACAGUUGCCCUUUGUAUUGCUGCCUAUCAAGAAGAUCCUGACUACUUAAGAAAAUGUUUACUUUCUGUAAAAAGAUUGACCUACCCUGGAAUUAAAGUUGUUAUGGUCAUUGAUGGGAACUCAGAAGACGACGUUUACAUGAUGGACAUUUUCACUGAAAUCAUGGGUAGGGACAGUUGUGCCACUUAUAUCUGGAGAAAUAACUUCCACGACAAAGGUCCAGGUGAGACAGAGGAGUCUCACCGAGAGAGCAUGCAACACGUAUCUCAGCUGGUCCUGUCCAACAAAAGUGUUUGCAUCAUGCAGAAAUGGGGUGGAAAAAGAGAAGUAAUGUACACAGCAUUCAAAGCACUGGGGAGAAGCGUGGAUUAUGUACAGGUCUGUGAUUCAGAUACAAUGCUUGAUCCAGCCUCAUCAGUGGAGAUGGUAAAAGUUUUAGAAGAAGAUCCAAUGGUUGGAGGAGUUGGAGGUGAUGUGCAGAUUUUGAACAAAUAUGAUUCCUGGAUCUCCUUUCUGAGCAGCGUGAGAUACUGGAUGGCAUUUAACAUUGAAAGAGCCUGUCAGUCCUACUUUGGCUGUGUACAGUGCAUCAGUGGACCUCUGGGAAUGUACAGAAACUCUUUACUCCAUGAAUUUGUGGAAGAUUGGUACAAUCAAGAGUUUAUGGGCUCCCAGUGCAGCUUCGGAGAUGACAGGCAUCUAACUAACAGAGUGCUAAGUCUGGGCUAUGCAACAAAAUACACAGCUAGAUCCAAGUGCCUUACGGAAACACCGAUAGAGUAUCUCAGGUGGCUGAAUCAGCAGACCCGCUGGAGUAAAUCCUACUUUAGAGAGUGGCUUUAUAAUGCCAUGUGGUUCCACAAGCACCAUUUGUGGAUGACCUAUGAAGCUGUAAUCACUGGAUUCUUUCCUUUCUUCCUUAUUGCCACAGUCAUUCAGCUCUUCUACAGGGGAAAAAUCUGGAACAUUCUCCUCUUCCUGUUGACAGUUCAGUUAGUUGGCCUGAUAAAGUCUUCCUUUGCCAGCUUCCUUAGGGGCAACAUUGUCAUGGUUUUCAUGUCACUCUACUCAGUGUUGUACAUGUCAAGUUUACUGCCAGCAAAGAUGUUUGCAAUUGCCACGAUAAACAAAGCAGGGUGGGGCACGUCAGGAAGGAAAACCAUUGUAGUUAAUUUUAUAGGACUCAUUCCAGUCUCCAUUUGGUUUACAAUCCUCCUAGGUGGCGUAAUUUUCACUAUUUACAAGGAAUCAAAAAAGCCAUUUUCUGAGUCAAAACAGACAGUUCUCAUCAUUGGCACAAUACUCUAUGCAUGUUACUGGGUUUUGCUUUUGACUUUGUACAUGGUUCUUAUCAACAAAUGUGGCAGGCGGAAGAAAGAGCAACAACACUACGACAUGGUGCUAGACGUAUGAUGUUUCCGUGGGAAGUUACCCAGAGUUGUAAAGCAACCCAACGACCUUGUAGUAUCUGUGGCAUCAGACAUAUGUUGCCAAGGGAAAUGGAUCACUGCUGCUGGGAAUAGGACACUUAUAUUCCUCUGGGUUCAUUUUCAUCCUGCCAAAGUAAGGAGAAAAAAAAAAAAAGAAAAAAAGGAAAAAAAAAUUUUUUUUUUGUUUCCAAGGGGGGAAGGACGCAAACCACACAGUUACGACCUGUUCACAAGAAAAGGGGAGAACUUCUAUGUUUAUGCACUUUUUUAUUGUGCAUAUGCCUGACAGUGUUACGUUCUAUAUACCUCACUGGUCAUGCUUAUGUGUGUGGACAGAAAGAAAGGGAGUUUGGAGAAACAAGAAAAGGACCGUACAACCCCUUGCAACCUAAUUUAUGAACUUCUCUUUUUUUAUAGUUCUGUUUAUAGGAAGGGUCUUUUGUUUUAGGCUGCCAAAUGUAAUGCCAAAGGUAAAUUUUAAGAGGCCAUUGGCUGAGCUGUAUUUUUAUAUUAUUGUAUUAUUUGUGUGUGUGUAUUUUUAAGCCAACUUUUUUUUAAAUCACAUAUUUUAUAUUUUACUAUCUGCCAAAAAAAGCUGCCUCCCCAACAUUUUGUUCUUUAGCCUUUUAGAAUAUAUUUGGGGACAAAAAAACAUACAUUCUCCCCCCAAAUUUCUGCUGAAAUGAUAUAGUUCACAACAGAAAGAAUAAAAAGUCUCUCUGCAUUUUUGCAACUAAUGAAUGGUUAUUUCUGUGAAAAAGCAUUUAAAUGUGCUCUUUUAAGGCAUUUAUUAGGAAAGGCCCAAAGUUAUCAGGUUUUGCAUACAAGCAUAUUUGUGCAUAAUAAAAGGCCAAAGGGGUAGAUAUGUGCAAUUUGGGGUUUUUGUUUAAUAACAUUGUGAAAGGGAAAUUUCCUUCUCUGCUGAGAACUUAAUAUCCCUGGCAUGCACAAUAAACCAUAAGGCAAGGCAGGCCUCCAUGCCACUGGAAAAGACAUUGCUAUGGAAAGCCUCACACUGAUUGUAUUUGGGACCUGAGCAGUCAAAACUUCUGAUCUGGAAAAAUAUUGGGCAUCUGAAAUUGCUGUUGAAUUCACUAAUGGUCAUAGUUGUUCAUAAUCUUCUAGUACCACGCAAAUAGUUCAGGUUUUGUAUUAAAAAAAGGAAGGAAAACCUUACCAGCAUUUUCAAAAUGUGUGUGUUGUACUAUAAACCUUCCGCAGAGCUCUUCAUACAGUUUACAGGAAAUAAACACAUCACCUUCUCUGAUAUCCAGGGUAAUACAGACCCCAGUACUGGGCCCAAUAAUUUGUUUUUGACUACAGCAUAUCUACCAGAAAAGAAGCCAAAUUUUUUUUAUCAGAAAACAUCAAGCCUUAGCAAAUGCAUCACUUCCUUGGUGCCUAAUAAUCAGUCUUGAACAUUUAUUUUGGACCAUAGUUUUGAGAAACAAUAUUCAGGACUAAAUUCUGCAGAUGUUCACCAGCCAAAGGAAUGUGGCAUUGAGCCCUAAUAUACUUUAUAAAGAGCAACAGAAAGACCAACUGCCCUUUUUAGAUUCUGGUAUUAAAAGCACUGUGGUAAAGCAGAAAUCAGCAUAUGAUGCUUAAAGAACUCAGAAGCAUUUUCAGCUUCUCUUUUUUAUGCAGACAUGAAUAGAUUCUGCUGUAGAAUGAACUGCACACACACUACCUUAUUGUCUGAUUAUCUUGAGGUACAUGAUUGCUUGAAAGUCAUACUAAUAUUUUGUUAAUGAUUGGAGAGUUGAUUCAUGUUGAUUACAAAAUAGAACAGUAUUAAAAAGAAGCAAGAGAAACGGUAAAAAUCAAAAAAACUUGACUAUGCCUUUUAACUAUUUAUGAUGUAAGUUAAAGCUUGGGUUAACAUUCAAAUGUCAAAUAAAUCUUCUCAUUCUAUAAAAAGAUUGAAUUAAUUGCCUGUAUUUAUUCUAGCAAUUAUUCAAUGUAUUUCCAAUAUAGGUUGUAUAGUAUAAUUGUUACGUUCAUAAAUAAAAUAUUUUUGAUAAGAUUAUGACUAA